AUGCACAGCCAUCGCCAGUUCGCCAGCCCGUCCGAGUCCGACAGGCUUCCUCCGCUGGUGCACCAUGACGGCGACAACCGCAUCUUGCCGUCACUAAGCAGCAUCACCGGCGACAUUGAGCCGCAUCGCCAUCCACAGCACCAGCACCAUCACAACCCGCCGCCGCCGCUGCAGCCAAACCACUGGCCACCGUCCUUCAAUGCUUCAUCAGCCUCAUCAUUAAACUCGUACCGACAACCACCGCCGUUCCUCGCGCCCGACAGCCCUGCCACAGUCAUGGACGUGGAUGGUUCGGCAAGCAUAGCGAGUGCGACUUCGCCCUCGCCAGAUCGCCUCUAUGAGGGGACACCAACACCGAGCAGCCUCACACUCGACGACCCCGACGUGCGACUUGCGGCCGAAGCACUGGGCGAUUUGAGAGCAGAUUUUGUAUCAUCACCACCCGACACCUCCUCGCUGCCUCCCAUGAGCCCACCCAUCGCUCCGUUCCAGCCUCAGCAGACAAAGCCCAAGUCACCGAAACCCGAGCCUCUAUUAUCGCUCCUCACGACCGCUCACCCCCUCGUCGCAUCUACGAUUGGUGGCGCCAGCUCAGCAUACGGCGGCGCCAAAAACUUUUCUCCGCGAUUCAAGUCGGGCGCCGAAUAUGUCGAGGGCUACUUGACUCCCCUCGCCAACACCGUCAACUCUGUUGGCAGAGUGACUGGCGUGGAGGGAGGCGUACGAUGGUUCCUGGGCUCUGGUCGUCGACACCCAGCGCCAACUUCAGACCCCGACCCGAACGGUUCCAACAAGAGACGAAGGACAGGAGAGAGUAGUAGGAGCAGCAGCAGUGGCGAUCUCCGAGGGUCGCCGGACGCCAACGGCCUUGAUGACUCGUCAUCUGUCGUAUCUUCAAAGACACCUCGCCGUUUAUCGACCGCCAGCACUGUAGACACGCUGCCAGCCUAUGACGAUCUGCGCUCGCCUGCGUACUCUGAGACAGCACCCGCCACUCACAAGCCGCCAAGUAGCCAGCCGUGGCAGACUCGUCUUAUGAUGUCUACAUCGGGAUUGAGUGUUGCCAUGAGCGCUGAGAGCCUGCGUAGUUUAAAGUACUGCUUGCGCUGGCUUCGAUGGACCAACGACCACAUGAAUCGAGCCAUUCUGAACCUGAAGCAUACAUUGGAGGAAUUAGAAAAGGCGGAAAAGAAGGAACAGUCGGAGGGAGAAUCAUCCACAGGCAACUCAGACGAUGCCGGAGCUAUGGAUGUCGAUGGCACGGAAAAGAGCGUACAGAAGCCAAAUCCGUCACGAAGCGAACUCGCCGCCAAAAUUAACAGCCUCAAGGGUGACAUCCUCAAGACCCUUCAAGAUGUCAUCAAUAACGUAUCGAAAUACGCCGGCGGCGCGCUCCCCGAGAACGCUCGAGUGCUUGUUCGCCGCCACCUUACCAGCCUUCCACAGCGCUUCCGCCUUGCUACCAUGUCUGAGAGACAAUCGGAUAACGCCGACAGAGAUAAUGACUCUGCGUUGCGCGAGGGUGCGCAAAAGGUACUAGUGCUGGCCAAGGAGGGCCUCGACAUGGUAACACAGGUGACUGGUGUUUUGGACGGAACGAUUGUGAGCGCUGAGCAGUGGUGUGAGAGAAUGGGAAAGAAGCGAAAGGAUGAUAGAGAGGAGGAACAACCCGCGACUAUGCAACAGGCCGAGUUAAACGGCGACGUAAAGAUGGGCUAA
This is a messenger RNA of Trichoderma asperellum CBS 433.97, 1719 nucleotides long. RefSeq lists its product as uncharacterized. The record is from RefSeq and is a predicted model, not a curated record. Gene Ontology annotation, biological process: phospholipid biosynthetic process; regulation of transcription by RNA polymerase II; endoplasmic reticulum unfolded protein response. Lineage: Eukaryota; Fungi; Ascomycota; Sordariomycetes; Hypocreales; Hypocreaceae. Gene Ontology annotation, molecular function: transcription corepressor activity. Gene Ontology annotation, cellular component: endoplasmic reticulum; nucleus.